Acipenser ruthenus (sterlet) is the source of this 11003-nucleotide messenger RNA. Its product is annotated as xin actin-binding repeat-containing protein 2-like. Gene Ontology annotation, molecular function: actin filament binding. Bases 396 to 10826 code for a protein of 3476 amino acids. NCBI's taxonomy places the organism in Eukaryota, Metazoa, Chordata, Actinopteri, Acipenseriformes, Acipenseridae. Gene Ontology annotation, cellular component: stress fiber; focal adhesion. Gene Ontology annotation, biological process: actin cytoskeleton organization; actin filament organization. The transcript has 11 exons. The record is from RefSeq and is a predicted model, not a curated record.
GACUUCCUUCAAGGUUAUUGCUCCUCUACUCUUGGAAAAGAAGCUGGAAAUGUUGGGGAAUGCCUGAACUCUCAUGUGAUUCAUCCUUUUUUUAAUACAUUUUGACUUGAUCCUUUUCGAUACAGUUAAAGCCAAGCCACAAAAUAGGAUCCAUGCUAAGGUGCAUUUUGCCUUCUGAAAGUUUCGCGUGUACUGUAUGCCACAUGUUUAAAGUUGGAAAAUGAUGAUUUGUAGAAAAUGAAGUGGCUGAGGGCCCAAUCAGGAAAGGUUCACUGAGCUUUUUUCAAACAGAAGUGGGAGUCUUGUGAUACAGCUGCAGAGCCAUCAGGGAUUGGACUUGAAUGUGAGUUCUACCCUUCCAGUCACCUGGAACAAAGGAUACCGUUUCUGCAAUAAUGGAAAUGGAAUCAGGACGUGGAACGAUGGGGAGUGAAGCUGUGCUCAAAGAUACUACAUCCUCAUCCUGCUCCAGCCAGAAACUGGACAAAGAAAGCCGUGAAGUUAUUAAAGAAGACCUGCAAGCGGCUAGGAAGAUUGAAAGGUUUGACAUCCCACUGGACAAUCUGAAAAUGAUGUUUGAGAAGUCCACAGCCAUAUCAGCUGGUUCACCAACCAACAAAGAAGUACGGCCAGAAAGAGCUUCACAUUCACCAGCAUCUAAGAGACAGCUCGGAAGCAACUAUAGCAGUUCUGUGAUGGACCUGAAAGACAGCCAGACAGAAGACAACAUGUUCUCAAAAUCCAGCCUGGACAACAGUGAAUCUGCUGGCAGCACUGACAAGCUUGGAACUGGGAUUUCAGAGGAAGCUUCUAACCAGAAUAGCAGUGCACCAUUGGAUAACCAGGAGUCUGUUUCGCUGAAGGAAAGACUGGCCAUGUAUCAAGCAGCUGUCUCCAAGAAGGAGGCUGCCAGCCCCUCCAACCCAGCUGUGGAGGAGUCUGAAGUUUGUUCUAUGCCUGGAGGCCUAGCCAGCGUGAAGAAACAAUUUGAGAGUCAAGAAAUGUCAUCUUCACACAACACAGUCACCCAAUACCAUUACCAGCAGGAAGUGUCAAGUACAGAGGAGAGCAGUACCAGAAGGACCAAGCAAAAAGAAAAUGUUCCUUCAUCGCAGCAGGUUUCAUCUAAUAAAGUUGAAAAGGUCACACAUGAUGAGAGCAAGACUGCCAGCUUUGAAAAUCACUAUGAUGAAACAGUAAAAAUAAUCACAGGAGAAGAGCUACCAAAGGUUUCAACCCAGGUAUUGAAGCAGCAGUUUGAAAAAACAGUUCAAGAAAACACCCAAACAGAGGUUCCUCCAAGCAAGAAUAUCAAGAUUGAUCAUGAUUUCAAUCAAAUGCAGUGGUCUCCAUAUCUCAAUACUUCCAACAAAACCGAAACCGGCAGGAUUUGUGAAACAUCCGCCACAAACUGGAAAAUAGAAGGCGCUUCCGCUGCCUUUGUUUCUGCUGGUGCUAAUACGUUUGGAAGCAUGGAAGAUUUCCCUCCUCCUCCACCAGACCUACUACAGAUUCCAUCAGAAAUGACAGAACCUUCCUCUUCCCCCAAACCCUCAAUGCAUCAGAGCAAGCAUGCACCCCCCAAAGAGCAAUAUUCAAAGCAACGGAACCUCUUUGAACUAAAACGUCUCUAUAAACACAUUCAUCCUGAAGUCAGAAAGAACCUAGAAAGAGAUUAUUUUAGUGAUGUCACUGAGCUAGAAACAACUCAGGUAGAAACUGACCAAGACAUCAGGGGGGAUGUCCAGCAGGCCAGAUAUGUGUUCGAGCACACAGGCCAUAGCCCCAAUAAGUGUAUGAGUCCGGAACGAGAAUAUCUUGAAUGGGAUGAAAUUCUAAAAGGGGAAGUGCAGUCCAUGCGCUGGAUGUUUGAAAACCAGCCACUGGAUUCGAUUAAAGAUGAAACCCCAGACCAGGACAAUAUAACAAACAUCUCUCAGCAAGAAACCAUUGCAGGAGGGGAUGUCAAGUACACUACAUGGAUGUUUGAGACACAACCUAUUGAUGCACUAGGCACUGACACCCCAGACUUAACAGAACAAUCAGCUCCUGAAUUGGCAAGAGGAGAUGUUCGCGCUGCAACCUGGCUUUUUGAAACACAGCCAUUAGAUAUACUGAAUACAAUUUACCAAGAGGAAGAGCAAUCCACAGAGAUACAUGUCGUUAAUGAUAUAACUGGAGGGGAUGUCAAAACUGCCAGAUACUUGUUUGAAACUCAGCAUCUAGAUGCUCUCGGGCACACCGACACAGUAGACGAAGGAAACUUCUUGCAGCUUAAAUCAGAACUUGAAGAAAUUAAAGGUGAUGUGAAAACGACAACUAGACUUUUCGAAACACAGCCAAUGUGUGUUAUUAGGGGCACCUCAGGUGAGAUGUUAGAGAUUACAACUGUUCGUAGAGAAGAAAUAGAAAGAGGAGAUGUAAGAACAUCACGCUGGCUGUUUGAAACCCAGCCUCUAGACAUGAUUAAUAAAGAUGCCACACAAAUAAAAGUUAUUUGUGGUGUUUCUAUGGAAGAUAACAUUCAAGGUGGUGUGAACAGAGGGAAGUGGUUAUUUGAGACGCAACCCUUGGAUACCAUUAAGGAACAAUCAGAAAUGACUACUAUUCAAAAGGAAGAGAUCAUUGGUGCAGAUGUUAGUAAACAGUGCUGGAUAUUUGAAACACAACCCAUGGCUGCUUUAAAAGAUGACUCAAACACAAGGCCUGUGCCCACAGAAGAAAUUGUGGGAGGUGAUGUACAAAAAGCCAGGCAUUUAUUUGAAACAGUCCCAAUGGAUUAUUUGAAAGAGAGCCAAGAAGUAGGCAAACUCCAAAAGGUAGUUGCCUCUGAAGAAGAAAAAGGUGAUGUAAGGCAUCAAAAGUGGGUUUUUGAGAGUCAACCACUUGAACAUAUUAGAGAGGAGAAGAAAGAAUACAUUCGAACUGUAAAUCUUGAAGAACUUGAUAAAGGGGAUGUCAGCAGCUGCAAGAAGGUAUUUGAAACCAUGGAUUUAAGUACAUGUGAUGAAUCUCAGAAAAUACAAAUAGAGGGAGUUACCAGUGGUUCUGUAAAGUCAAACAAAGUUCUGUUUGAAUCUACUCCACUAUAUGCUGUUCAAGAUAGUUUUGGACAGUACCACAAGGUCAAAACGGUCAGAAGAGAAGAAAUAGUAAAAGGCGAUGUCAGAAGCUGCAAAUGGAUGUUUGAAACACGCCCCAUUGACCAGUUUGAUGAAAUUAUUCAAAAGUUCCAAAUAAUUAAAGGAAUAUCCAAACAGGAGAUAGAAUCAGGUGAUGUCAAAACAGCCAAAUGGUUGUUUGAAACACAGCCUCUUGAUGCCAUUAAGUAUUUCAGUAAUGUAGAUGAUGGAGAAAGUCAAACAAAAGAAAGUGCUGACAUUGUGAAAGGUGAUGUUAAGACCUGCAGGUGGCUGUUUGAGACUCAACCAAUGGAUGGCCUUUACAAAAAAGCUGAUAUGAGAAAUGAAACAGAGGAAAUUCAAAAAGGUGAUGUUAAAACCUGUACAUGGCUUUUUGAAACACAGGCGCUUGAUACAAUCAGAGAUGAGUCAGAAACUAUUAUACAAACAUGCACUGUAAGACAGGAAGAUAUCCAGGGAAGAGAUGUUCGAAUGGCACGUUUUCUAUUUGAGACAGAGAACCUUGAAAACAUAAAAGGAGAAGAAGGGAGAGGAUUCAGAAGGGUGACUGAAAUAGAUGUUCAAUCUGGAGAUGUAUCAAGAAUGAAAUGUAUAUUUGAGAAUCAGACUUCAGAUAUGAUCAGUUCUACCUCAGAAGAAACAUUUAAACAACUUAAGUCAAUGCAGGCUGAGGACAUUCAAAAGGGUAAUGUUGUAAACUGUACCAGGCUCUUCGAAAACCAACCUAUUGAUUCCAUUAGGGAAAGUUCUGAAGAAAGUAAGGAUACCCGCACAGUUACUGAUGUACAAGGAGGUAAUGUCAACCAAGGACGUUUCAUUUUUGAAACUUUUUCUUUGGAUAAGAUUCAGGAUGAGUCAUCAGAGACAGAAAAACACAUUCAGACAAUCAGACAGGAAGAGAUAGAAAAAGGAGAUGUGAAAAACUACACUAUGCUGUUUGAAACUCAACCACUUUAUGCUAUUAGAGACAAAGAAGGUUAUUUCCAUGAAGUUACCACAGUCACAAAAGAAGAAUUAAUGAGGGGAGAUGUAGUAGGGGCUAGGUGGUUGUUUGAAACAAAACCACUAGAUUCAAUAAAAGAUUCUGAUGAAGUGUAUGUUAUUAAAGCUGUCACCCAGGAAGAUGUUCAAAAAGGAGAUGUAAGCUCUGCUAGAUGGCGGUUUGAAACACAACCAUUGGAUACAAUUGCAGAAGACAGGAAAGUAGUAAUUCGAACAGUUGAUGAUGUCCAAGGCGGAGAUGUAAAGAUCAACAAGCACAUUUUUGAGUCUAAUGAGGUGGAUGAGAAACAGUAUGUGAGGACAGUAAGUGUUAGUGAAAUCCAGCAAGGGGAUGUAAGAACAGCCACUUGGCUUUUUGAAACACACACAAUGGAUGAAAUACGAGGUGAAGGGUCUGAAUACAACAAGAUCAAGACAGUUCAAAGGGAAGAUGUAUUGCAGGGAGAUGUCAAACAAUCUGUAUGGCUUUUUGAAAAGCAACCUCUUGAUAGCAUAAAUGAAACUGACGAAACAGAUGUCAUUGUUGCCCGUGAAGAAUUUCCACAAGCUGAUGUAAAGACCACCACUUGGCUUUUUGAAACAACCCCCUUCCAUGAGUUUAAUGAAAGCAUCACUCAGAAACAUGAAAUCAUGGGCAAAAGUAUCAAAGAAACUCUUCAGGAACUGUACAGUCACAAGGUUGUUGAUUCUCAUGGAAUACUUCUAGAAACCGAUGAGAUUGGAGAUGUAAGGAUGGCAAAAUUCAACCUCAUGAAUCAGGAAGCCCCGGAAAUCCAAAAGGAAGAGAUCAUAAGAGGAGAUUUACAAAGUAUAAUGAUCAAUCUGUUGAACAAACAAAACUCUACUGAGAAGGGGAUUGUAAUAGAUGACGAGGAAAAGGGACAUAUAAACACAACUGUAGCUCAGCUGUUUAACAAGACAACAGGUAUCAAUGUAGAAAAAGAAGAAGUAGUCAGGGGUGAUAUCCAGGAAGCCAUUAACAACCUGUUCAAGGAAGAUAGUUCAAUGAAACGUGGGAUUUUGAUUCAAGAGGAUGAAAGGGGGGAUGUUAGAAUGACAAUAUACUCUCUGCUUAAUAAAAAAGACAAUGUGUUUGUUAAGAAUGAAGAUGUAGUAAGGGGUAAUAUAAAAGGUACCAUUCAGAACCUUCUUUCCUCUCCAGACAGUCCUGAACUUUCCAGAACGAUAAAAGUAAAUGAACUUGAAAGAGGAAAUGUAAGCUUUUACUCAACAUGUAUAGAAUCUGGGGCACUGGAUUACCUAAAAAUGCUUCAGAAAGAGCCUGAGGAAACUAUUGCAGAACCAAAUCAAAAAGAGGAAAUAAUUGGCGGUGAUGUUGAAAUGACAAAACAAGUCUUAAGGAAAACACAAAUGCAAAUUGAACGCACGGUUGCUGAAGAGGAUAUUGUUCCUGGUGAUGUGCAUAAUACAGUUCAGGUGUUUAUGACUGAUCCUGAAAACACACUGACUAAUUUUCAGAAGGAAAAAAUUGUAAAGGGGGAUUUAAAAGCAACCUUAAAGUCAUUAAGUCAGGCCAUAAACCAGACAAGCAUGGUAGAAAAGGAAGAGGUUGUAAAAGGGGACAUACCUGCAGCCUUAAAAUCUCUUGAAGAAGCACAAUAUCAAACCAAAGAAACUGAAAAACCAGAAGUCAUUCCAGGUAACAUUAGAUGUGCACUUGAGUCCUUGGAAAAAUCUGUAAACACAAAAGUUGAAGCCAAAACAGAAGACUUGGUGUAUGCUAACAUCAAGGGCACGUUGAAAUCAUUGGAAGAAGCACAGCAUGUAGUAAAAGAGGUAGAAAAAGAAGAAAUAAUCAGAGGAGAUAUUCAGACUGCAAUUCAAAAUCUGAUAGAGGCAUCUUCUGAAAAAAAACUUUUACAGCAACAAGUAAGUGUACAAGGCGAUGUAAAAGGCACCAUUCAGAUAUUAUUAGAACCUACACCACAGCAAACAAUGCAGCGCAUGCCUAGUGUGGAAGAAGAUGUGCAAAAUACUAUAAAAUCACUCUAUGACAUGCAUGAGCAAAACCACAUGGAAAAGGAGGAGACAGUGGUACAAGGAGAUGUGCAAGGCACAAUAAAGAACCUUCUGGAAGGGAAACAGCAAAGCAGUGUUGAGUAUUGUACUGGUGUUUCUGAAAAUGUCAAAGGAGCAUUGAAAACUAAUUUUCCUUCUCAGCAAGACAUCCAAGAAUAUUCUGUUGUGAAUAGGUACGAACAGGAGAUGGCAAAGCAAGUUCCAGCUGCUAAAAAGCAGGUUCAGAAAAUAGAAUGUAAUGUUGGCAGUGAGAUUCAGAAACCUGGAAGCAGCAGCAAAUCAGUAAAUAUCAAAUCCUUAACACAGGACGCUGCUUUACGCACUGAUCACUCCAAUCAGACUAAAAUGGGAGUGACUCAAAAUUCAAAGGAAACAAUUACCAGCGAACAAUCACUGAUACAAAAGUCUACCACAGCAGCCAAUUCUUUAAUUAAAAUAAAAACAAACAUGACUAAUCAAGACACUGAAAUACCAACAAUUGCAAUAUCUAAAACACCGAAUGUAAUAAAAAGGAGUUCACCGUCUAAAUCAACCAGUAUGAAACUUACACAAGAAGAAAAGACAGUAAAGGGGGUGCAUGAGACAGUAGUGGAACAGAAAAAUCAUGUGCAGAAGCGUGAUUUGUCACUGAAGUCUAAUAAGACUUCCAAGGCUGAUUUUAAAAAUUAUCAGUCAGGAAAAAAGACCCUUCACUUGGAGACGAUAGACAAAAAGAAAAUGGAACCAGAAGUACAUUUUCCACCACCACCACCACCUCCUCCACCCUCUGUGCAGUCAUCUGAUGCUGAAUUUCCUCUGCCUCCACCACCUCCAUUGGUGAUGGAAACCGACAAUCAAAUAUUUCCCCCUCCACCACCUUCUGUGCUGAAGAAAGACAAUGAUCUACUCCCCCCUCCUCCACCACCACCUCAUCCUCCUGUUGAAUCUACAAGGUCUGAGGAUGAGCAUUUCCCUCCACCUCCUUCCCCACCCCCCCUGGUAAAGAUUAAACUAGACCAAAGACAACUACCACCUCCACCAGCACAGCAGAAAUUAGAGUAUAUGUCUUCUCAUCAAUCUUCUGCAGCAGCAAGAAAAAUGACUGUCAAACCAGUGAAAGCACCCGCUGUGUACAAAGUUGCAAAACACGACCCACCAAAGCAAAGAGAAGAACCAAAACACAAAGAGCAGCAUAAACACAUACCUCCAGUAUCAAAACCAAGUACCCUAAAAACAUCACACGCUCAGGUCCAACAGGCCUUAACUUCUACCACAGUCACGGCUACGACCACAACAAAUGCUUCUUCCACAAAGACUACAGAAGUUAAUUUACUUAAAAAUGCAAAGCAAAGUGAGGAAGAUGAAAAAAGACAAAUCCAAAUUGAGACUCAAGUAUUAUCAUUAUCUCAGUCUCUGGCAGGAACAAUCCUGCCAAAGGUACAAAAGGAAGAAACUCCUUCACCACCAGUGAAAAAGAUUUUUGUGCCCACGAUGAAGCUACCUCCACCCACUGUCAAAUCUCCACCAACAAAAUCUAAGCCGUAUGUGAGAAAAUUCAAAACCCCACUCAUGAUUGCAGAGGAGAAAUAUCGUCUGCAAAGAGAGGAAACUGAGAAAAUGAAAGGAGGAAAACCAUCCCCCAGUACAUCAAGUCAAGAGGAAACAAAGGAAUUAAUCCAACUGGAAUCGGAAAAGACUGUAGGAAGUAUAAGAAAGGAACAACCAGAGAAAACUUCAUUAGCUAUAAGUAAAGAUCAAUUGAAAAAUGCCAACUCAACUGUAAUUAAAGAACAAUUGGAAAAGGCUUCAUCAGCUCUAAGUAAAGAACAGUCCCUGAACAAGCAACAUAUUUCCUUGAAGGAAACUGUAUCCUCCACUGAUAAUCAGAGAAGGUUAGCUGAAUCAACAGCUGUUUCUUCUACUCACACGUCUUCUCUUUCUUCUACUAAACAUCACACUUCUGUUGUUUCGUCUACUAGACAUCAGAACAUGACUGUUUCCUCCAGUGAAUACCAGACUACUUCUGACAUUGAAAAGCAUCCUUCUACAACACUGGUUGUAUCAUCUGCUGCUGAGCAACUGGAAAGUAUCUUAAACACCUGUUCGGAUGGCCAAAUCACUAAGCAAGAGAUAUUACAUGGCUUUAAAGAACUUAGUCAGAAUGAGAGUUCCAAGAAAACCAGUAGUGCUCAUAAAGAGGAACAGGUUCGAGUUUCUAGUCAGCCAUCAAAAAUACCCAAAGUAACUCCUAGAUUUAAAGUAAAAACGUUCAAGAUGCCAAAGGAUGAACAUGAUGAAACUAAUAUUAAGGAGAAAAGCACACAAAAAAUGCAUCAACAUAAAGGUGUCACUAUAGCUAAUGUUCCUGAAGAUGCACAUUUGACAACAAGCAUAAAGCAACAUGUGGAGAGUGAAAUCUAUAUGAAAAAUGUAGAACAAAUUAAAAAUUCUGAACAACACUCAACCACAAGAGAGCACAGACAAGAUCACCAGCCUCAGGAGUUGACAGAGAAACCAAAACGUGAAGAACCAGUUCAAAUCAGUGUCAAAGUGAUCCCAAAAGAAACAAAACCACCUGUUUCAGGAAAACCAACUCAAGACCAUGAAGAAGUAGUGAAGCAAAAGUCUUUUAAUGUACUCCAAAAGGAACAUGAAGUCCAUGAACAGACAAAAAUCACUGAAAGCAAGGUCCAGAGAGGCUUUCAGCAACACAACACCGUUCACCUUCAGAAGCAAUUAAACACCUCUCAAAAACAGAAACAAAAAGGUGAACCAAAUAGAGAAGGGGAUGUACAUGUUAAGUCAAAACCUGCAAAUGAAGAGACCAGGGUAAAUCCAAUUAAAUUGACAGAAAAACAAAUGCAUAAAAGAGAGGAGGUUAAACCUGUAACAGAUAUCACGGAUGCUUUAAGAAAACGUGAGGAAGUUCAACAAAUACUAUUUCACAUUACAGCUCUGGAGACAGAAAAAAAUGAUCUAAAUGCAGCAAAGGUGUUUCUGAGUAAAGUUCCUGAAUGGUUAGUAGGUCAGACAGGAAAGGAUGUUUUAGAAAAAGUUAGAGCAGAGGGUAAUUUGCAGAAAGUAAAAGAAGCAAUUGUAUACAUACAAAAUCAGGCUUAUGCAAAGCUUGUAUAUUUUGAUAGCAGCAUACAUGCAACGCCUGUGAAGCCUGUUUGUGAUAAGGACUCAAUCAGUGGGGCAACGCCAAAAAUAUCUAAAAUAAGUAUUGGUUCAAGCAAGUUUGAUACUCAUAGAAAAACUGAAACUGUAGAAGAAAAGACAUGGCAUGGAAGUGUGAAGCAAGGGUUCUGUGAAGCAAAAACUGUAGAUCAAAGAAUUCCCUCUCCUUUAGUUAGAAUACGUUCCCCAUCACCUUCAUAUAUAACAAUCGAAUCCACUGCACGGCAAAGAGAAUCCCCUCAAAGAGUCAUUGCUUCUCCACCACCUCUAAUGCAAAGAGUAGCUACACCCCCUGCACCUCCUCCACGGAGAUCAGAGACACCAACUUCUAGGAUUAGCAGAGCAUCUGCCACACCAUCACCACCUAUAAGUCGAGCUGAAAAACUUGCAAAGCUAAAAGAUACUACUGCAAAACUGCAUCAAGGAGUUUCACAGCCUCAGCUUGCCCCACCUGUGCUGGUCACUGAGAAGAAAUCUGAAAUCAUUGUUUCUCCAGCAUCUCUCCAUAGGCAAUUAAAGAUUGAGACUCAUGUUAUGGAGACCACCUCCUCCAAUGUCGUGUCAGAAUCUUCAGUAAUGUCUGGCACCGUCAAGGAUAUGAGAGAGUUCUAUGAAGAAGCUGUAAAAGAAGACGAACAUAAAAUCUACUCUCGCAAGGGUCCCAUUGACAUUCCUCAGCAUUUGGGUCCAGAUGAAAAGCUAAAGGAUGACCUCCCUAAGGUAGAUUUAUCAGAACUUCUUCACAGGUUUGAAACACCAGUGGAGAAGGUUUAUGUUAGAAAGGAGCCAAUUGUAAUAGCUGAGAGACUCGGAAGUGACAAUGAAGAGGAAGCUGAAAAGAAAACGCUUCAAAUAGAGGACAUGCCAGCUCUUGAUGUUAAAGCCAUUAAGACAGUGUUUGAAAGUGGUGCACAAAGUUACCAUGUCAAAGAGGAGAAGCUUAAAUCUGGCAAAACUGAGUCAGGAUUGAUGUCUGGUGAAAAGGGCUCAAAGGAAAAUUCCCUGCAGCCGAUUCAGAAAGAAGUCUGUCAAGAGAAAUCAUGUGAGCCAACAUCAUGCUGUGAAACCAAGUCAAUGAAAGAACAGUUUUCAGGGGUUGAUGAAUUUGGCAACAGAAUAACAGGGUUGAAAAGUGCCACCACUGUGUCUCAACAUUCUGAAAGCAUUAAAACUCGACGUGCACCCCCGACAUAUUCAGAUGUACUUAAAGGGAAUAUACCAGCACUAGAUGUUCCUGUUAAUGCAUCACCCGAAGAACUGCUUAAGAAUUUUCAAAAGACGUGGCAAGAAAGUGAAAGAGUAUUCAAAAGCCUGGGAUACAAUGUUACAGAGACCGAAGAGAGUACAUCACAGACUGUCAUGCAUCAAGAAGGGACAUUUGUGACUGAAAAUAAAAGUUCCGGAGCUGGAGACGUGCACCGUUUGUCUAAAGAAAGUUUAUCCAAUGGAGUGCCUGAUCGCAGACAAACACACGUUUCAUAAGUCCUGCUUCCGCUGCCAACACUGCAAUAGCAAAUUAAGCCUAGGGAAUUAUGCCUCUCUCCAUGGACAAAUGUACUGCAAGCCUCAUUUUAAACAACUCUUCAAGUCCAAAGGUAAUUACGAUGAAGGAUUUGGACACAAACCACAUAAAGAAUUAUGGAGUUCUAAAAACGAGAG